GAAGUCGGUUGGGUGUUUAUAUAAUGAAGAAUUAUGGGGCUGUUUGACCGAGGUGUUCAAAUGCUUUUAACCACCGUUGGUGCUUUCGCUGCCUUCAGUCUGAUGACCAUAGCUGUGGGAACUGACUAUUGGCUCUACUCCAGAGGGGUUUGCAAGACCAAAAGUGUCAGUGAGAAUGAAACCAGCAAAAAGAACGAGGAAGUUAUGACCCACUCCGGAUUAUGGAGAACCUGCUGCCUAGAAGGGAACUUCAAAGGUCUCUGCAAGCAGAUCGAUCACUUCCCGGAGGAUGCAGAUUACGAGGCUGACACAGCAGAAUACUUCCUCCGGGCCGUGAGGGCCUCGAGCAUUUUCCCAAUCCUGAGUGUGAUUCUGCUUUUCAUGGGUGGACUCUGCAUCGCAGCCAGCGAGUUCUAUAAGACUCGACACAACAUCAUCCUGAGUGCCGGCAUCUUCUUCGUGUCUGCAGGUCUGAGUAACAUCAUUGGCAUCAUAGUGUACAUAUCUGCCAAUGCCGGAGACCCCUCCAAGAGUGACUCCAAAAAGAAUAGUUACUCGUACGGCUGGUCCUUCUACUUUGGGGCCCUGUCCUUCAUCAUCGCCGAGAUGGUCGGCGUGCUGGCCGUGCACAUGUUUAUCGACCGGCACAAACAGCUGCGGGCCACAGCCCGCGCCACGGACUACCUCCAGGCCUCCGCCAUCACCCGCAUCCCCAGCUACCGCUACCGCUACCAGCGCCGCAGCCGCUCCAGCUCCCGCUCCACCGAGCCCUCACACUCCAGGGACGCCUCCCCCGUGGGCCUCAAGGGCUUCAACACCCUGCCGUCCACAGAGAUCUCCAUGUACACCCUCAGCAGGGACCCCCUGAAGGCCGCCACCACGCCCACCGCCACCUACAACUCCGACAGGGAUAACAGCUUCCUCCAAGUUCACAACUGUAUCCAGAAGGAGAACAAAGACUCUCUCCACUCCAACACAGCCAACCGCCGGACCACCCCCGUAUGAAGCUACGGGGGCCUCGCAAGCGCCGCCUGCCGGGUCCCAGGCAGA
Artibeus jamaicensis (Jamaican fruit-eating bat) is the source of this 1050-nucleotide messenger RNA. It is a transcript of the gene CACNG2, whose product is annotated as calcium voltage-gated channel auxiliary subunit gamma 2. The coding region runs from base 34 to 1005 and encodes 323 amino acids. Gene Ontology annotation, biological process: neurotransmitter receptor transport, postsynaptic endosome to lysosome; regulation of AMPA receptor activity; calcium ion transmembrane transport. Lineage: Eukaryota; Metazoa; Chordata; Mammalia; Chiroptera; Phyllostomidae. The transcript has 4 exons. Gene Ontology annotation, molecular function: channel regulator activity; voltage-gated calcium channel activity. Gene Ontology annotation, cellular component: postsynaptic density membrane; voltage-gated calcium channel complex; AMPA glutamate receptor complex. The record is from RefSeq and is a predicted model, not a curated record.